AUGUCAACCCCACUGCCUGAACAUGGAGACAUCCCUCGAGGACAAGCAACUCAAGCUGGUGCAGCUACAAGUGCAAAUGAUUCUGUAAAUCCUACUGACAUCAGUUUACCUCAAUCCGACAUUCUCGAACCGAGGCAGUCUCCUCCGGUUCAGGUAAUGGAGAAGUCAGAUCCGGCCGACCCGAAUCGAAUUCCCUCCUCCAUCUUCGAAAGAUCCAAGUCAACGACUCCGAUGGAGUGGAGUGUGGCCUCCAACGAGUCGUUGUUCAGCAUCCAUGUAGGGAACUCCAGCUUCUCCAAGGAGAAUGUCGUCAGUCCGAUGGCAUCCUACUCGGUCCACGCGGAAAGUGGUGCGCUACAGGCCGCAGCGGAGGCAGCGAACGCCGAGGAACAUGCUCACAAGGAGCGGCGUCCAGCUGAGCAAGCAGCAUUGCCCCCCAGCUUAUCUCGCAGCUCAGCUGAAUCCUUUGCGUUUCCAAUAUUGACAGGUGAAAGGAAAAGUGGUUCGUUCAAGGGGGAACCUGGACACCCACUGCAGCCAGACAAGGCAGAGCAGCUCCCGCUGCAGACCGGAACACCAAAAGAAGCUCCGGCUGCAGGAGAAUCCAGAUGGUUCUCAUGCUUUUCUUGUUGCACAUCUUGCUGUUGA
Musa acuminata AAA Group (dessert banana) is the source of this 648-nucleotide messenger RNA. RefSeq lists its product as uncharacterized. The record is from RefSeq and is a predicted model, not a curated record. Bases 1 to 648 code for a protein of 215 amino acids. NCBI's taxonomy places the organism in Eukaryota, Viridiplantae, Streptophyta, Magnoliopsida, Zingiberales, Musaceae. The transcript is spliced from 2 exons.